Messenger RNA from Serpula lacrymans var. lacrymans S7.9, 389 nucleotides. RefSeq lists its product as uncharacterized. The transcript has a single exon. The record is from RefSeq and is a predicted model, not a curated record. Bases 69 to 263 code for a protein of 64 amino acids. NCBI's taxonomy places the organism in Eukaryota, Fungi, Basidiomycota, Agaricomycetes, Boletales, Serpulaceae.
CGCCUUUGAUAGGAUAUCAGAUUUGAGGUUGGGAAUCGGAGACUGAUGGAUGUUCUAAGCAAAGCUCAAUGGUCAAGGUUAAGUUCAAUGUGCCAUCACCGCCUCACCUCAGCUAUCGUUACUUACGGUCCCGCUCACCCGACCUGCCUUGCCCUCCUAACGUAAUCGAGCGCGAGAAUGGACCCUUUAAUAAGUCUACCGUUCUGGAAGGCUGCAUCAGCUCUUUUCAACAGACCUCUGGCAAGAGAAAAAGACAUGCGUAGGCGGACUUAAAGCGGAGUAUAGAUAGUUGAGUAUGCCGUGCCGUCGGGACAUGGGUUGGCUGUUACGGAAUGAGUUGCCGUCGAGCCGACUUGAACGGAGUACUAUGUUCAAGAAGCGCCUGAGCC